Messenger RNA from Xiphophorus maculatus (southern platyfish), 2730 nucleotides. Its product is annotated as cadherin-like protein 26. The record is from RefSeq and is a predicted model, not a curated record. Gene Ontology annotation, molecular function: cadherin binding; calcium ion binding. The transcript has 19 exons. NCBI's taxonomy places the organism in Eukaryota, Metazoa, Chordata, Actinopteri, Cyprinodontiformes, Poeciliidae. Gene Ontology annotation, cellular component: plasma membrane; catenin complex; adherens junction. The coding region runs from base 1 to 2634 and encodes 877 amino acids. Gene Ontology annotation, biological process: homophilic cell-cell adhesion; adherens junction organization; multicellular organism development.
AUGUUUCAUACCAAACUAAGACGGUUUUGUGGUUUCUUACUGAGUCACUGCAAAGACGCAAACUUUGUGGGUUGGCUUCCCCAGCACUAUAUAUCAAGUAGCCUCUACCACAGACACUCCUGUCAGAGAGGAAAGGAAUUAGCGAGAAGCAUGAUGAGGAGCCUUUCCCUGCUUCUGUUGGUUGCAUUAAUAGUCUUGGGAGGUAGUACAGAGGGCAGUGAGCACCAUAAACAAGCUAAACGGGAAACCUUAUCACGUUCCAAAAGAAGAUGGGUCCUGUCUACGAUAGAACUAGAAGAGGAAAUGGACGUGAAAUACCCGUACAAAAUUUCUACAAUGCACAAUCUUAAGACAGCAGAUACAGAAUAUGAGUUUGAAAUAAAGGGAGAUGGUGUGAAAGAAGGACUGUUCAGCAUUAAUAAAACAACUGGAGAAGUCUAUGUACAUAGGCGCCUCGACAGGGAACAGAAGAAAUCCUAUCAUAUCACAUUUGAUAUCUUGGACAAAAUUACAAAGCAAAAAAUUGACCGAGAUCUAUCUUUUGAUGUGGAUGUAAGAGACAUAAACGACAACGCACCGAGGUUCGCUGCGUUUCAGAAAAGUUACGAUGUGAAAGAAAAUACGAAAGAAGGAGAAUACCUGCCAGUGAUCAUGGACAUUGUAGACGAUGAUGAGCCAGGCACAAUCAACUCAUCAGUUGUGGUCACUGUGGGUAAACAAAGCCCACCUGAACCAAAGAUUGCAGUAAAGAGUAUUAAUGGCAGACUACAUCAACUCGUAUCUGAAGGAUGCUUUGACUAUGAUAAAGAAAAACACUUUUCCAUUGUUAUUAAUGCAUCUGAUCGUGGAAAACCACCAGUUUCCAGAACUGAAGUUAUUGAACUCAAUAUUAUUGACACAAACAGUCAUCCACCCACGUUUAAGAAGAGACAGUAUGAAGCUGAGGCUGUGGAAAUGCAAACCCCUGAUGACAUUUUAAGAGUUGCAGUAGAGGAUAAGGACACUCCCAACACUGACGGCUGGCGAGCCAAGUACUCCUUUAUCAGUGGCAAUGAAGAUAAAAUUUACAAAAUUACCACUGACCCUAAAACAAACGAAGGGAUCAUUGGUGUUGUCAAGGCGAAGAAUUUUGACGUAACUACUUUGGUAAAACUGCAAAUCGGAGUUGAGAAUAUUGAACCUUUAAAAGUCUGUAAAGAUGGAAAAUUAAUUGAAGAUUCAAGCAUCCUUCCAGCAAAAGAUUCUGUCAACAUCACAGUGAAAAUGGUUGACACUAAUGACGCUCCGGUGUUCGAAAAAUUUACAGCUGAGGUAUACCAGACAGAGGAAUCAGAGAAAGGACAGGUGCUGUAUACCCCUAAGGUUCAUGAUGUUGACUCCCCUAACGUCAGGUUUGAACUGUUAGAAGACCCUGCUGAAUGGGUGACUAUUGAUGAAAAAACAGGAGCAAUCACAACAAUCGAGAAGAUGGACAGAGAAUCACCUUUUGUAGAUGAGAACAGUAUUUACAGAAUUGUUAUUGCUGCCAUAGAUGAUGGUUCACCUCCAGCCACAAGUACAUGCACAGUCAGUGUCCACCUCAGGGAUAUCAAUGAUAACACUCCUACGCUGCUCAACAAGACUUUCAUUUUGUGUUCAAACCAUGUUGACAAGGUCAUGGUGCGUGCUAAAGAUGCUGAUGCUGAGCCAUACAGUGGACCCUUCAGUUUCUCCUUGGCAAACGGUAAAACUGUGAGCGAACGCUGGAAAAUAGAUCCUACCUACGGUGAAGAGGUUGGCAUUGUUUUGCUGAAGAAAUCUGACUACGGUAAAUACUCUGUACCGAUACGGAUUCAGGACAAACAGAGUCAAGCUAAGGAGGAGAAAUUAGCCAUUGAGGUUUGUGAGUGUGACGAAACCGGUGUUUGCCCAAAGAUCUUGUCAAUUGGCCUUGGUGACGCUGUCAUAGGAAUAAUUUGUGCAGGACUGCUUGCAUUUCUAUUAUUGCUCCUUCUUUUGAAAUGUAAUCAACAAAAACAUACAAACCCUAUAUGCAGUGAAGAAUACACUCAGACACUGAUGAAGUACAAUGAAGAAGGACCAGGCACUGAUUGCAAUUCUAAGUCCAACAUCUUACCAUCAAUGACUAUGGAGAGUAAUGUAAACGGCAUCAAGCUGGGCCAUACACAGAUGAACUCCAACAUGAACCUAACAGAGUCUCAGCAGUUUGUUCACAUCCAAAGAAGUAAAAAGGAGGAUUACAUGAUGAAUGUAAACAUGAACAUAUUGGAGUCUCAGCGGCAGAGAGGCCUUCACAAAGGCAUGACGAGAAAUGCCAGACGCUCAACAGUGUCAUCAGACAUGAGGAGCACAGUUCAGAGCUUUCCCGUCAGCCGUUCUAAGAGUACCUGGUCAGAUAAUCGUACUUCCAGUGUACUUCAGAGGUCUCUUUCAGUGACUUGUGAUAACCAAACAAAUAGCUCAGAUGACUAUGUCAAGAUUUAUGAUUAUGAGGGGAAUGGCAACAGCUGCAUGUCACUGGAUGUGCUGUCAUCUGGCAACCAACAGGAUGAUUUAAGCUUUUUGAAUGAUCUCGGACCACAGUUCAAGACCUUGGAAAAGAUCAUUAUGGCAAACAAGUCUGGAGUUUCCUAAAGCAGAGAAGUCUGGAAUUUAAGAUAAUCUUUCAUACUCUCUAGUUUGGUAUUAAAAAUACUGUAUAUACAAGUGGACUUUUUGAUAAGUGUAUAA